Messenger RNA from Patiria miniata (bat star), 5651 nucleotides. RefSeq names its product claspin-like (gene clspn). NCBI's taxonomy places the organism in Eukaryota, Metazoa, Echinodermata, Asteroidea, Valvatida, Asterinidae. Gene Ontology annotation, molecular function: anaphase-promoting complex binding. The coding region runs from base 125 to 4504 and encodes 1459 amino acids. The transcript has 22 exons. Gene Ontology annotation, biological process: mitotic G2 DNA damage checkpoint signaling; activation of protein kinase activity; mitotic DNA replication checkpoint signaling. The record is from RefSeq and is a predicted model, not a curated record.
CAAGUCCAAGAAAACAAAUUUUGUGCAAAACGCGACGGCACUCGCCAUUUCAUUUCACUCCCGGUGGUAAAAGACGCUGCGAUCUAUUCGAGAUUAGUUUUAGGGAGUAAUAAGCUGAAAGAUUAUGCUGGGGGUUGAAAAUUCAGAGGUUCAACCUUCGCAAGUGAGUCCCUUGCUGUUGAACAAGGACCUCUUUGAUGCAGAGGACAGCGAUUCCGAUGUUGACUACACAGCGAGAUCACCUUCACCACCCCUGGAGGAGGUGGUUUCCCAGCCCCCAGAUGGGCACGGCUCCCCACUCCGUGAAGAUGGACCACAUCAACAAGAUGAUGACGAGAAAUCUUCUGUUCAUUCCGAUGACGAGGAGGAGAAUGAAUCUGCUACUCAGAGGCAAAAGUCACCAGGAAGCAAGAGCAAAGGAGCCAAGUCUUCCAUUGCUCAGUCAAGAACUCGACGAGUCCCAAAAGUGGAUGCCAAGAAAAUUCACAGUGAGAGCCAACGCAUUAUUAGAGAGUCUGAUUUAAGUCUUCCGUACCACAAACCCAAGCCACUCUCUCUGAAUGAUUUCUUCAGUAAGAAGCCAUCUAAAACUGGUGUCGUGUCAGUGAAAAAACUCAAGGGGCUUUCCAAACGCCAACAAAUUGCGGUUUUCACACAGCAGCAAACCGACACUGCAUCCAACGAAAUAAAUGGAAGAGCAGCUCUAUCGCAGCCCUCACCGAAGCCCAACAAGCAUUCCAGGCAGCGUUCCCCACUCUCACAGAGUUCCAGUCCCACUUUCAUCGAGCCUGAAGCAGACAAUGGUAAACUGUCCUCCGAUGGAAACUCGGCAGUGGAAGAGUCAAGACAAGACAUCAGUUUGGAAGAGGAAAAUGAAACUCCUUUAAGACUUGAGGAAUCAUCCGAUGAAAGCGGAGAGACAGCUGCUCCAGAAGUAACAGACAUGAACAAGGAUGCUGAUGCAGAAACAGACAAUACAGUUGAGAAAGAUAAAGUUAACGUUUCUGCUCAGGAGGCUGAAAGUUUGAAUGUGACAUCGUCUAAAAUGAUCACUUCUGAUGAUGGAAUGAAGGAGGAUGCAGGUUUAGCACAAGAUGAGGAGGAAAAUAAAGAAGUGACGCAACCGGCUGUUGUUGAGGUGGAGAAAGAUAACCAGAAGGAUGACACUGUUGCCCUGGUAACCACGGCAGAGCAAGAUGAGGAUGCUGACUUCAGCCUCAGAUUAUCUCCAUCUCAAACUCCCACUCAAGCCCCUCCCGCAAGCCAGUCCCAUCGGCAGAAGCUCCUGGAGGCAAGCCUCCCCAAACUCAAGACCUUGACGCCGCGGCUCAGCGGGGAGGCUGAGCUGGUGAUCGAUCUGGGAGAUGCCGACAGCGACACGGAGGCUGGGUUUGCUACACCGUGCAACCCAGGCCUGAAUCGCUUGAUGGAGAGGUUUGUCAAGCACACGGCAAGGAGUACACCCAGGCCACGGAAGGAGGUCAAACUCAGUGUUGUGAGCAAGGAGACAGGAACGGACGGUAAAGAAGACCUCAAACUGGAGACGGUCGCUGUGACCAUCGAAGGAGAAGUUUGUGAAGAUCCUAGCUUGAAAGUGCCUGGAGCCAAACUCGUAAAACUGAAGGAAGCCCUCCAGCUGAAGAUGAAAGCAAGGCGAGAGAUAGAACGCCAGCGCCGCAAGGAGGCUUAUCGCCUUGACAACGAGGAUUACAACGAAGGUGAGGAAGGCGAGAUGACAGACAAGAGUGACACCGAUGACGAGAGUGACAAUGACGCGGGUGGCACUGACCUUGGCGAUGGCAGGAAGGAAAAGAAGAUAAAGAAAAAUCCAUUUGUAAACCAUGAAGCUGUGGAUGAUGAUGAUGAGGAUUAUGACCCGGAGGAAGACAGCGAUGAAUACGAGAAUGAAGAUGAUACAGACAACAGUGAUGAUGAAAGUGAUGCUGCCAGUAACCAUGGCAACAGAGGACAGGAACAGAAGGAUGCCCCAGACCUCCAGAUCUACUCCGCCGAAACUGACGAAGAAGACGAUGAUGAAGAUGAUGAAGAUGAGAACAUUAAAAGGGUGUCAUCAGUCGGCAAGGCGAAGAAGAAGAAAAAACUGGUUCUUGAUGACGAUGAUGAUGAGGAGGAGGAGGAAGAAGCAAGAGGAGAUGUUGCUAGGCAACAGGAGACGGAGAACAGUCCGACGUUGGAGCUACAUCUUGAUGCUGAUGACGAGGAAGAUGAACAUGAAGAGAAAAUGAACCAAGAUGAUUCCUUGUCAGAAAUACCGACCAAAAACACACAACUUACUCUGGACCCAGAAAUGAACAGCCCAAGUUUGACAUUCCCCCGUCCCGAUUCCACCCUCCUAGUCGGACGGCUUGUUACGGAAUCUGCCAGCAGUCAAGAUGGUACCAUGGACAGCUGUGACGUCGACAAACUUGGCGAGUCCAUCAUGCGUGCGGCGCGGUCACCAAAAAAGACUUUGACUCACGAGGAGAAGACGAGAGACCUGUUUGAGUCGGCCAGCAACACGGACGGAGGGACUACAGGGAGUAGUGAGGUGGACCGGGCCGGGGAGUCCUUCACGGGACGGACAAACUUCAGCUGGAGUGCUAUCAAGAAAACGCCAGGAGCAGUACAAGACGAUUCAAGCCGUGAAUUGCCCAAGCAGAUGGACAACAGCUCCAACAGCCUAGACACCAGCUUUGAGUUGAUGGGGUCCAUCAUCCCUGCCCACCAGCCUGGAGGCGGGCUGAGGAGAAACCGUAAGACGUCACUUGAGGAGGCCAGGGAUGGCUUUAAGCCAUUCUCAAAACAUCAUUCUCUGCUUCAGAAUGCUCCAAAGAGUUCUUCUAAGUUGUCAGAGUUGACACUCCCCGUGGAGGAUUCUCAAGACCUCUUCCGGGUGGACACGCCCUCCCUGACUGUAGCCAUGGAAACCCAGCAAGGGGGCGACACCCAGAGCUUCCGUUUCUCCUACGACGACGACGAAACGCAGACGCAGUUCCUUGAUGAGAACGGGUUUCUGAAGCUGCGUUCCACCAGUAAACCAAAGCCUGCCACCAAGAGGCUGUUUGAAGACGAGAAUGCGAGCCAAGACCAGAUGGAUGAAUUGCUGGGCCUCUGCUCAGGCAAAUUUAAUAAUGGGGCCGAGAGUUCCAGUAAGAUCAGGAAAGGUCUCUUCUCCCAGCUGAGCAGCCAGCGAGUUGAAGGCACCCAGGGCAACUUGGAUGAGUUACUGGGUCUGUGCUCGGGCACGUUUGUGAGUCAAAAAGAGGACUCCCAGGCAAAGUCAACCCUGCCUAUCCAUCACGACGCCGACACGCACAGCGAGUCUUCUUUCCACAUCCUCUCUGAUGAUGAGGGCAACCAUAGCGACCGCGGACACCGACCAGUCCUUAGCGACGAUGAAGAGAGUAAACCCAAAAAGAGGAAACGAAUUCGCGUUAUGGACGACGAAGAUAGCGAUGAUGAUGAUAAUGAUGAUGUUGGGGAAGAAGAUGAUUUGGCUGAGGAGGAGGAGGAAGUGUUCGAUUCGGAAGAUGAGUUGAGCUUUGUGUUGAAACAGGAGAAACAAAGCAGCAAGAAGAUGGUUUCUGGAAAAUCACAGGAGAAGAUUCGGAGCAAGGUCUCAAAAGAUUUCUUUGAUGAAGAGGCCGAGCUGUCGGGCAGCGAGUAUGAAUCCGAUGAGGAUUACGAUGCAGAAGACAUGCCGGAUGAACUGGAGCAAGAUGAAGCUGACAAGGAGAACGUAGGAACAGAAGAGCAACUCCGAGAACAGGUCAACAAGGUUCACAUGAAGACAAUGGAAGACGAUGAUGCAAGACGACUGCGUCUGUACAAAGAAAUGUACCUCCCUGACGGUGACCUGUACUCGGAGGGCAAAGGUCGCGCGCGGCAGUUCCGAUGGAGGCACAUCGGUGAUGAUUCGCAGAUGAACCUGUUUCCCGGUAACUCGGACGACGAAGGAGAAGACGAGAAAGACGAGGACACACAAUGGCGCAUGGAACGCUUCAAGAGAGAACAAUGGCUCAAUGAACAAAAGGAGAAACAACCUGCUAAGGAAGCUGCCGUUGAUGAUGAUGAUGACGUUGUUGAGGAGAACAGUCAGUUUGAUGUCUUCAUGAAGACUGCCGUCAACAGAAAGAGGAAAGCAGACCCAGUGCCUGCGAUUGUUGACGGAGACAAGCCCAUUCCGAAGGAUAAAGAGAGACCGAUAAACUCACCAAAGCCAAUCAAGUUUCGUCACGGCUCUUUCUUGAAGCGAAGCAAAGGAGACCUCGCUAAGAUAGCGUCCAUGAUGAAACCUGCUACAAAUACUAACGCUCCCAGGGUCUCCAGGAAUGUCUUGUACCAGUCCAUCACGCCACAAGCUGAUGAAGAGGAUGACAAGAAACCACAGUUGCGUCGCUCAGCCAGUGACAGUCCAGCUACCCAAGCACCCAAGGCCAAGAGACUCAGGCUCGACAGGAGCCAGAGCCUGGCCAAGCCAAACAGUAUCUUCAGUCUCAUGUAAAGUCUUCUUGAUAACCAUUUCUGUUUCAAAGAAAAAAAUAGUUGUAAAAUCCACAAUUUCAGGGACUUUUAAUUCCUCACAUGCUGAAAUUUAAAAACAAACAAUUGUAAAAACCUGUGCUAUUGUUUAAAAUAGGAUGCAAUCGACAGCAAAAAUGAAUCAACCUCCGUUUACACAUUUAGAAACAAAUUGAUUGCAUAGGAGACAAGGUAAGAAUGUUGCAUCCUGACGCCACUUUUUUUAUCAUUAUUUAUAUCUCAAUGAAGGUCAGUCAUUGCAAAAAUGUUUAAAAGACAUGAAUCUGAGACUGAGAACCAUUUCCAAUUUUGUUAGAAAAUACUUUGAAAAUGCACUCGACUCUCCAUAGACUUUGAACACAACCACAGAAGUGGCGUCACGAUACUACAUUCUUGCCCGAGACAAGAUUAAAUGUUGCUGUGGAGAAAAAAAAAAUUAAAACAGAUCAGAAAUAUACCUCAUCCCUUUGUGUCAUAGUACUUUGUAUUCGCUUUGUGGCACCAAUUCCAUAUUCAUAUAAUAAUGUUUAAACAGUGGAAGUUUCAUGAGCCAUUUACUUAAAAAAAGAGAUGUAUUCUGAAUAUCUCUCAGUUCUUGUCAAUACAAUUGGCAUUUUAAAUGUUAACUACUAUUGAAAAAAAUAUAUCUGAGUAGUUUUUUAAUUUUUUAUUCAGUUAUCAGGGGCCAUUUACAUAAAGCAACUUUAACACGUGUCCUACUUUUUUUGGAGGGGGGGGGGUAGCCUUAGGGAAGGCUGCAUGUGAAUAACUUGACUACUAUGAGAAAUUGAUUCAUGUAACUCCAUAUGAGCAUGUCUCAUUUCUGGCCAUCGCCCAGCAAUUUAGAUGUGGCCCGAGUAUAUUUGUGUGUAAAUAGCUAAAAUAUUCAAAGUUAAAUUUGACAGCCUUUAUCAAUCAUGUACAAAACAACAAAUUGUUUUACAUCUUACUAAAAUAGUUAGAAUUUCAGUUGGUUUGUUCUGUUCACUGAUCUGUACAGCACUGUCUUUGUUACCACGAUUAAUAUAAUAUUUUAAGAAAAAGUUCAAAAAACCAUUUUUAUUAUUUGUAAGAGUGUGGAUUAUAAAGUUCCAUGAAAAUAAAAAGUGCUUUUAAGGUAUGUGAAUGUA